GUUGUCUUUCUCACUAUCGAUUGAUCAAGCACAGAGAGAGAGAGAGAGAGAGAGAGAGGGAGGGAGGGAGGGAGGGAGAGAGAAACCCUAGCUCCUGUGGUUAGCUGUUGCGGUCAAAUAAGCACUUUCCUCCUCUUGUCGAAACUUGAAAGCACAGACAAAUUGGAUGGCAUAAUAGACAUAUAGUAACCAGCAAAUCUGUGAAUCCCAUACCAACCAACAUCAUCAGAAGAUUGCUUUAGAGGAAGAUCCGAGUAGAUUCAUCUCAAACCCAACAAAAAAAAAAUGGGAGAUUUGUCGAGAAAGAUUGAUGUGACGACUGUAAUUGCGGUCAGUGACGACUUCGUUGGGGUUCUCAGAGAUGAGAAGGAUGUUAACGACUUGACCCAACAUUUGGAACAAUCAAAGGCUCUUCAAUCUCAAUGCGACGCUGAUUACAAUGAUGUUCUCAGCUUGCUUCAAGAUUAUCAGAAAAGGAUAGAUGUGAGCAAGAAAAAAUCAGAUGAGGCAAGAUCCGAAGCUGCUUCAGAUGCAGAAAUGGAUUUGCUUCAACAAGAGUUGGAAGAGGAAUUUCAGAGAGAACGUUUGCUCCAGGAGGAACUUAGAGUUAUUACCAAUGAAAUUAGUGAUCUAGAAAAUCAAAGGGCUUCUGUUGGAGAAAGAAGGGAGAUUCUGAGAAAGCUUGAGCAAGAUGAGAUGAGGGCACAGAUGAAGCUUUCAAUGUAUGCUUCUGUCACAAAUAUAAUUCCAAACUUGCAUGAAAAUUCCAAAAUAUCAGGGUAUAUCGUGAAAAGAGACAGAAAGGCGGUUGAGAAGUUUGAAUUUGACCCUUCAGAAGCUACUGCAUUUGAUACAUGCAACAACAUUUGGAACAUGAUAAGCUUGUGAUAAAAUUCGAACGUUCUUCCAUUUCCAAGGCAAUAUGGAAUCCAGUUUAUGAGUAUAUUUAUAUCGGUUGUCUUAUAGUUACGUUGAAACUCAAAACUUUUUUAGCAUUUUGAAUCUUUAAUCUUGUCAAUUUGUAAUUUUUGUUGACUUAAUUCCAAGUCUGUUAGUGUUGACGCGAGUUAUUUGGCUGUUUGCUCCAUUUAA
Camellia sinensis is the source of this 1092-nucleotide messenger RNA. Lineage: Eukaryota; Viridiplantae; Streptophyta; Magnoliopsida; Ericales; Theaceae. The record is from RefSeq and is a predicted model, not a curated record.